UCUUGUGAGAUCUCCACUGCAGAUACCGAGAAUGAAAAAAGAAAAGAAAAAUGAAAAAAAAUGAGCCCGCGCCCCGGUGACGCCGAUCCCAAGCCCGCGUUGCACGGCGGCCCCUCGCCGGCCUGAGGCUUCCUCGGCCGCCCCCUCACGUGAACAUUACACCACCCAGCUCCAACUCCAACGCCGGCAACGGCAAGGCCGGCCCACACUCAGAGCAGGGAGAGUGGGAGACGGCAGUUCUUCACACUUCACACCCAGACCAGACACCAGAGCGAGAGUGCGCGCGGCCUGCCCGCGCCGCACCUUGCAGCUAGCGCCGCACCACCGGCGAGCCGCCCACGCCGCGCGCGCGGACGGCACGCGAGUGACACGGGAUGGCCGCGUCAGCAGAGGCCGCGCCGCUCCGCGUCUCCGCCUCUCCGGCGGCGAGCAAGCAGCUCGGCGGCGCGGGCCGCGGGCGCGGGCGCGACGCGCUCGUGUUCGCGGCCGGCGUUGCGGCCGCGGCGCUCGCGAUCCUGGGCUCGGCGUCCGUCCUCGCGCCCGGGAGCAGCAGCCUGCUGGUGGCCUUCCCCGUCCCCGGCCCGGAGGACGGGACGCGCACGUUCUACGACGACCCGGAGCUCUCGUACGACGCCGUGGGCGGGCGCCGCCUCACCGGGUGGGACGCCAAGCGCGCGGAGUGGCUGCGGUCGGGCGGGGUCGCCCGCCGGAGCUCGCCGGAGCGUGUGGUGAUGGUGUCCGGGUCGCAGCCGGAGCCGUGCCCCGGCGACGCGGGCGACCACCUGCUGCUGCGGUUCCUCAAGAACAAGCUCGACUACUGCCGGCUCCACGGCAUCCAGCUCCUGUACAACCGGGAUUUCCUGCAGCCGGCCAUGUCGAGCUACUGGGCCAAGAUCCCCAUCGUGCGCGCCGCCAUGCUCGCGCACCCGGAGGCGGAGUGGGUCUGGUGGGUGGACUCGGACGCCGUCUUCACCGACAUGGACUUCUCCCUCCCGCUCGCCACCAGGUACGGCGGCUACAACUUGGUCGCCUACGGCGUGCGCAAGGACAUCGAGAGGAAGUCGUGGCUGGGCAUCAACGCCGGUGUGUUCCUCAUCCGCAACUGCCAGUGGUCGCUCGACUUCCUCGACGAGUGGGCGCGCAUGGGCCCCGCCUACCCGGAGCACGCCCGGUGGGGGAAGGUGCUCCGGGAGGAGCUCAGCGACAAGGACUCCGACGUGGCGUGCGACCAGUCGGCGCUCGUGUACUUGCUCCUCUUCAACUGGGACAGGCUGGGGAAGAAGACCUUCAUCGAGACCGAGUACUACUUCAUGGGCUGGUGGGGGGAGAUCAUGGACCGGCUCGACGGCGUCGCGGCGAGGUACGAGGCCGUGGAGCGGCGCGCCCCGGGGCUCCGGCGGCGCCACGUGGAGCGGGAGCACCUGCUGUACGCGGCGGCGCGGAACGCGGCGGUGAGGGGAGCCGUGCCGGGCCCCGCGGGCGGCGGGAAGACGGGGUGGCGGCGGCCGCUCAUCACACACUUCACGGGCUGCCAGCCCUGCAGCGGCGGCCGGAACCCGACCUACUCCAAGGAGAGCUGCGACGACGGGAUGCGCCGCGCGCUCUUGUUCGCCGACGACCAGGUUCUACGCGUGUACGGGUUCCGCCACGCCGCCCCGCUCAAUGACAGCGUGCUGCCGCUGCCGUUCGACUACCCCGCGCGCAGCUGAUUCCUUUUCAGAAGGAAGCAAAGCAAGCAAGUUUUACACAAGUUUGUACUGCAUAAAUGUGCGACCAUAGCUGGAUAUCUUGAUCAUCAUCAGUAGGAACCUGAGUGUUCAACUAUAUGCCGCUAUGUCCGCGAGUGAUAAACAAGAUAGAAUUUUUAUAAACAGAACAUCACACAUACCAUA
Panicum virgatum (switchgrass) is the source of this 1892-nucleotide messenger RNA. Its product is annotated as probable glycosyltransferase 6. Lineage: Eukaryota; Viridiplantae; Streptophyta; Magnoliopsida; Poales; Poaceae. Gene Ontology annotation, cellular component: membrane; endosome; trans-Golgi network. The record is from RefSeq and is a predicted model, not a curated record. The transcript has a single exon. Gene Ontology annotation, molecular function: galactosyltransferase activity. The coding region runs from base 375 to 1709 and encodes 444 amino acids.